Molecule: messenger RNA, 1098 nt
Organism: Saxophila tyrrhenica
Lineage: Eukaryota; Fungi; Ascomycota; Dothideomycetes; Mycosphaerellales; Extremaceae
Exons: 4
Coding region: 1-1098 (365 amino acids)
Cellular component (GO): nucleus; cytoplasm; ribonucleoprotein complex
Molecular function (GO): mRNA binding
Source: RefSeq, a predicted model, not a curated record
AUGUCCCUUGAUACCACCACCGCCCAAAUGGCCAACACCACCCUGUCCGAGCCCACUGGCACCGCCGAAGGCGCCAGCGUCGGCACCGGCGGCGAGCCCAUCAAUGCGUCUCAGAACGAGGCCGUCAUUGCCAGCGCCGCCGAGGGUAGGAGACUGUAUAUUGGAAACCUCGCCUAUGCGACCACUGAGGGAGAGUUGAAGGAAUUCUUCAAGGACUACCUUGUCGAAACCACGUCAAUCCCCACCAACCCACGCACGACCCGCCCCGUCGGCUACGCCUUCGUCGACGUCUCCACCCCAUCCGAGGCCGAGCGUGCCAUCAACGAGCUGAACGGCAAGAGCAUCCUCGAUCGCAAGGUCUCAGUGCAGCUCGCCCGCAAGCCUGAGCCAGCUGGCACAACCGAAGCUGGUGCUGAGGGCGGUGAGCAGCGUCGCCGCAACUCCAAGGGCAAGAGCGGACGAGGCCGCGGCCGCGGCGGUCGUGCUGGCCGUGGUGGACGUGCGCGCAAGGACGGCGAGACCGAAGAGGCCGCCACGAACGGCACCGGCCCAACCAACGUCCCUGGCCAGACCGCGGUACUCACCUCCACCACGAACGAGGCUCUCACUGCCGCGCCAGGCGAGGAAGGGCUCGACGACAAGGCUGGCAAGAGCAAGGUCAAGCAGCCACGCAAGCAGCGCGGCCCACCAGAGGACGGCAUCCCCAGCAAGAACAAGAUCAUGGUCGCCAACCUGCCGUACGAUCUUCGUGAGGAGAAGCUCCUCGAGAUCUUCGCCGACUACUCUCCUACCUCCGCCAAGAUCGCUCUGCGCCCCAUCCCCAAGUUCAUGGUCCGCAAGCUCCAGGCCCGCAACGAGCCGCGCAAGGGCCGUGGCUUCGGCUUCGUGACUCUCUCUAGCGAAGAGCUUCAGCAGAAGGCGUGCACCGACAUGAACGGCAAGGAGAUUGAAGGCCGCGAGAUCGCCGUUAAGGUCGCGAUCGACAGCCCAGGCAAGGAGGAUGAGGACCCGAACGCGCCGCUCGAGGGCGAGCCGCAGGUCGACCACAUCCCAUCCCAGGCUGAGGGCUCCGCUCAGGUCAACACUGCUACUGCUUAA